GCCCGCCGACCUGAGGGAUACCCAUCAAUCUCAUAGUAUAGAGCCACGACAAGUAUGAAGGCAGGAUGGGGAACGUCUCUUCUCUCGCUAGAGCGUCGAGUGCCCUGGACUCCUACGUCGCUGAGCUUGGGAGCGAUAUCUCCUACGAAAAGAGUCUGUCUUCGUCGCGGUUCCUGAAGACCAUCCUCAUCCGGCACAACUAUGGACUGCUCGUUCUCAAGCUAUUCAUCAAGCCGGACCCGUACAUGUCCCUUCGGGUCAUCCAACGUCGGCUCAAACAUCAACGUGACUCCCUAAGCGACCUCUCGAAUGUCCUCACCUACGCUACCUUUGUGGAGACGGAGAAGGCCGGCUACCUGAUCAGGCAGUAUGCGGGAGCGAGUCUGUAUGACCGAAUCAGUACCCGGCCGUACCUCUCGCCUGUAGAGAAGAAGUGGAUCAGUUUUCAAAUCCUGAGUGCUAUGCGGGAUGCCAGGGCAAGAGAUAUCUCGCAUGGAGACCUCAAAUCCGAAAAUAUCCUCAUCACGCCAGCCCUCACAGUUCUCGUGACCGACUUUGCAUCCUCCUUCAAGCCCACCUUUCUCCCUCUCAACGACCCUUCGGACUUUUCCUACUUUUACGACUCUUCCGGUCGUCGAACAUGCUACAUCGCCCCGGAGAGGUUCUACACCGAGGACAGCCGGAUCGCAGAGGAAAAGAGACAGGCGAUCGCUUCAGUUACGGCAGAAGGGACCGGUUCUUGGCUAAAUGCAGGUAUCGGGAAGAGGGAUGGCAAGGUUACCGAACAGAUGGACGUCUUUGCAGCAGGAUGCGUCCUGUUGGAGAUGUGGACGGAUGGAGCUAGUAUAUUCACGCUAAGCGAGCUAUACGGUUACCGGGAAGGCAAGUAUAAUGAGCUGGAGGGGAUAUUGGGGAGUCUGGAGGAUACGUCUGUCAGAACCUUGAUCGCAAGCAUGAUUGCCCUCGAAGCGGACCAUAGACCGACCUUCGAAAAGGCACUCUCCGAUUUCCGGAACACCGUCUUCCCCGACUACUUUUACACCUUCAUGAGCGACUACGUCGUCAACCUCGCGGCGGACCACCACGUACCGAACAGCACUUUGACCAACGACCCGAUAGCUCGGAGCUAUGGUCAGGCGGAUUCUAUCAUUUCCGGUAUCUGCCGGGAUUGGGAUGGGAUGAUUGCAGCAAUGAUAGAAGAACAUGAUCUGGCUGUGAGCCGUCUGUCGGAAGCAGAUCAGGCAGGAUUGGACGACCGCUUUGCUGGCGAGGAUCUUAAUGCACCCACUCUCCUGCUCUUGAACAUCAUCACUUCCAACAUACGGAACUGCGUCCGAGAAUCGUCGAAAGUCAACGCUCUCGAGCCUCUUCGUCAAAUCGCGAAACGGCUCACCGCGGACGAGACUAUCGACCGGAUCGUACCAUACCUGGUCGCCCUGUUCAAAGACGACAGCCCACAAGUUCGAGCUGCAUCCUUCGAGCUUCUUGUGGAGCUGUUUCAAGAGCUCGAAGUCAUCUCAGCGCAUCAAACCGGUAUCAUCACGGAAUACAUACUCCCGCACGUUCGUCAGCUAGCAGAGGAUGAGGAUGUCAUGGUCCGCAGCACUUUUGCCAGGAACCUACCGAUGCUCAGUGAUAUAGGGAUGAAUAUCAUGGAGAUGAGUCAAGCUCUUAAGGCUGCUGAGAUCGGUGCUGGUCAGAUCGACAUCGAUCCUACAUUAGAGCCCGGCUACGAUGCCAACGUACAAGAGCUAGUUGAGGCCUACUCGGAACAGGCAUCAACCGUACUCGUGGAUUCGAACAGCGAUGUCAGGCGAGCGGCUCUAGCGGACGUCGCACGGCUCUGUCUAGCUUUCGGACGGACCAAAACGAACGAAGUGCUGCUCAGUCGUAUGAUCACGUACCUUAACGACAAGGAUUGGAGACUCCGGCAUGCGUUUCUCGAAAACAUCGUUAGCGUGGCUGCAUUUGUCGGUUCAACUAGCUUGGAGGAAUUCGUAUUACCACUGAUGGAGCAAGCCCUAGCAGAUCCUGAAGACUUUGUGGUUGCAAGAGUGCUGGAAUCACUGGCCAGCCUGACAGAGAUACGCUUAUUCGACAAGGCGAGGAUGCUCGAGCUAUUUUCAAAUUGCUACGGUUUCCUGUGUCAUCCAUCCAUCUGGGUCGUGCAAGCGGCGGCCUCAUUCGUGGCUGCGGUCUGCAGACAACUUUCUGCGACGGAUAUAUCUUGCUUGGUAUACCCAUACAUUCGACCAUUGCUUCAAGCCGAGAUUGCUGAACUUACCAGGGAGAAUCUGCUGGACUGCGUAAUGUCGCCUCUACCUCGCGGCUUACUAGAUGGUGGGAAGACCUGGGCCAGCCGUAACCUUCGUGGAAAUUGGUGGACCAAAGCAAACAUCCCCGGGCGGAGCGGAACGAAGCGAAAAGCCUUUCACAUGAACCCCAUCCCCUCUAGCAAAGCUCUUCAGGUACAUGACGAGAGGGACGUACAACACUUGAAGGAACUGCGUGAAAGGGGCCUGAAUGAUGAUGAAACAAGGAAAUUUGUAGCCUUGAGGGACUAUAUGGCGUCCCAAGCUGCCCUUUCUCUGGAAAGGGGUGAAGUGCAAACUAUCGGGAUACCAUCCACGACUGGAAAACAAGCAUCUCUGCAGGAAUUGAACGUCACACCAGUCACUGUCUUCCUCACACCCAAGCACACAGACUCUCUUUCCAACCCUGUCAUCGACAAAUUACGCUCACCAGUCGCGCGCGCGCUUUCGGAUGAGAGCAGGCGUUCGUCUUUCUCUGGCAAUCCGUUCAGGCCUCGGCAACCCAGCCAAACGGCAUCGGGUGUCGAUGCUGAGCAUCUGGAUGAGCUGCGUCGGAAGCUCAAACGCCUGGACGAUGCUCGCACAGCUUCGAAAGACCUACUUCAAAUGACGUCGGCUCCUUCUGCAAAUCAUGAACCGGCUAGCAUCGCGAGCGCAAGCGACCCGCCGCUGCAGCGUGCUUUGUCGAACGCGUCAAUGCCUUCGACCUUACAAGAACGGUCGAACGGACUCUUGUCAACACGCAGCAGGUUGUCAUUCGGCCGGGAACCGAUUAAAGCAGCACCUGCCGUCAGCGCGACCAACGAGAUCGCUAUCGGUCAGCUCGAAGCCGUUGCCGGUCUUGGCAUCCAAGACAAGGUCGCCAUGAAUUCGGGCUUGACGACUCCCCGUCAACCUGGAAGAGAGCCCCAUCCUCCGCCAGCGGAUCUGUUCCGACCAUUCACAUCGACCUAUGAAGGCCACGACCCGAACGUCAUGGCGCUAUUGGAACGCACCUACGCCGAGAAUGCAUCCGUCAGCUUGUCGCAUCUGGGACCCGUGGUGGAACGAAGUCAAGCACAAAGGCGUGGCCCCCCGUUCCGAACGAAACAGCCUUCACGGUCCAGCGAUCAGCCCACCUCGCUAGUGGCACAUUUAUCAGUACACGAAUCUCCUAUCCUGGGACUGUUUAGUCCUCCGGACCAAGCAUAUCUUCUUUCGGCCGACAAAGACGGGGCGAUUUGCGUUUGGGAUGUAGCUCGUUUCGAAAGAAGCGUCUCGAAUAAGCCUCGACUUACCCAUCGGCUAGAAGGAGACCACUUGACUGCAGCGUGUCCGUUGAUCAAUCGCUCGGCUUUUGCAUUUGCUGUUUCGAACGGGACGAUCCAGCUUUUGCGCAUCAGCAACUCCUCAAACGGCUCUCUGAAACAAGCUCGUCUAGUACACGUGCAGAGUUUGACUUACGCGAGGGAUCAAGGCGAGAUUGUUUUCCUUCAGAACGUGUAUCAAGCUGAGGAAUCUGACUUGCUCUACGUGACCAAUCUGGGUCAUAUCUCCCUGAUAUCGAUCAGGACGGCUGCCAUCAGGUGGACGGCCACUCAACCCAUAACACUCGGCCGACCAACGGCAUGCUAUCUUGACUCCAAGCACAUCUGGCUAGUGAUAGGCACGAGCUCGGGUAAUCUAGCCCUCUGGGAUCUACGCUACGGCCUACUCGUCCGCCACUGGCAAGUUUCGGAAGCUGCGGUCACAGUCAUUGCCGGGCAUCCAGCUCGUGGCCGGGGGAAAUGGGUUGUUGUCGCAUCCCAAUUGCGAUCGUCUAAGCCAGCAGGUUCCCAACCCGUCACGAUCAUGAUCUCGGUCGACCUGAGCACGGGAGAGAUCACCGAGAGAUUCCAGACAACCACGUCGACAUCGUCGGCUGCAUCAACAGGAUCGAAGGCGGAAAAGGUUCCACCGGAUUAUCUCGAGUCCGCGCCAGCCGUGGAGACUCCAGCUUAUGCCAUCGAAAAGCUGCUUGCUGAUCGUCCGGAAAUCCAACUACCGAAAAUCAAUACAAACGAUCAGGAUCAGCACCAUGCGACUUGCUCGAUACAGGCCAUACAUCCGUUGGAGAUUUUGGCCGGUGACACGUCGUUCGGCAAUAGCACCGACUUGAGCCCGGUUCAGGAAACCUUCGAGACGAGUCACGGGCAAGAAAAGCCGGCCGCUUUGCCCGCGGGUAUCAUCCUGACGGUCAGUCAAGAUCGCAUCGUAAGGUUAUGGAACCUUGGACAACCAGCUCAGAGCCUGGUCGUGUCUGGAGCUGGAAAAGACGCAAACAAGCGAUAUAGACACAUCAGAGAAUCGGAUGGAGCAAUAUCUUACAUCGAAUCACCAUACCGCACCCAAGAAGUCCGGCAACCGCAGUCGCGGGUGUCAAGGAAACUAGCAGAGGAACAGCAAACCAGCGCCAUCCCGAGCGGCACCUCUACCGCCAGCGUAACGAGGCCACAUCUUCACGAAACUACAGCGGUGCUACCGUUCACGACUCCGUUCUCGAAUGCCCUUAUGAUCGCUACUGCCGAUGCGGGAGGGGUUGUCAAAGUGUGGAAAGUCGAAGGUUAGACGGCAAAGGAUGGGUAUAUAUAGUGUUUCCGAAAUGUCCUACAAGUUGUAUCUGAGGCUUUAAAUGACAUCCGUCGAUUGUAUUCUUGAUAUAGAUUCGAAGCACAAUCCUAAGACCGUCUGCCGGCUCGAGGUGUGCGAUUGCGGGGAGAUCCUUCGCCAAGGAUUUUCCACUUUCCGUCAGGUUUCUCUGCCUCUUUCCGCUGCUUAUCACGUUUCACCUUCUGCAUGGCAUCAGCUUCCUCAUUCUGUUGCUGUACUACAGCAGUUGAGGGGAAGCCGGGAGCCCAGUAGCCCGGAGGUGUCGGGUUCUUCUCGUGCUAUUUAUAGAGAGAGUAAAGGGAGAUG
This is a messenger RNA of Filobasidium floriforme, 5246 nucleotides long. RefSeq lists its product as uncharacterized. The coding region runs from base 66 to 4898 and encodes 1610 amino acids. The record is from RefSeq and is a predicted model, not a curated record. The transcript is spliced from 18 exons. Gene Ontology annotation, biological process: late endosome to vacuole transport; protein targeting to vacuole; macroautophagy. Gene Ontology annotation, cellular component: phosphatidylinositol 3-kinase complex, class III, type I; phosphatidylinositol 3-kinase complex, class III, type II; nucleus-vacuole junction. Gene Ontology annotation, molecular function: protein serine/threonine kinase activity; ATP binding; protein binding. NCBI's taxonomy places the organism in Eukaryota, Fungi, Basidiomycota, Tremellomycetes, Filobasidiales, Filobasidiaceae.